GGUGCCUGCGGAGGUGGCAGCAGACGUGAGAAUGCAAAUCCUCCCAUUUACAAAGGAGCCAGCGAGACUCGGGGAAGGAGACAGGUGGAAGGAGACAGGGUGAGAUAGGCUUGACGACACCAUGCAGUUUCUGUUUUUUGUUGUAGUGGUGAGACACAAGUCUCCAAGAGGUAAGGAGACCUUCCACUGUCGCACACAACUUCCAGGAGGGAAUCCAGCAGGGGGAGGCUGAGGACGAGGAGAGCAGCAGGAAGCCAGGCAGAAGGACAGUCUUGGUCCGAGCUGGAGGGGAAACGAGAGCACGAAUAGGAGGCUGGAGUUUGAAGGAGGAGCAGAUCGUCUUUUGUUUCAAUUAGCAGUUGGUGGGGAGCACGGCUUUUUGGUGGAAGAAGGAAGUCAGACCAGAAACACUGAAGGGCAGGUUUUCUGAGAACGGAGGGAAGUUGAGAAACAUCUGCAAGUGACAUGCUGUCUCUGGAACUCGUCCUGCUGGCUGCUCUUCUCCCGAGGGGUGACAGUGCCGGAGCCACCGAGGAACACAUCUCGUUCCAUGUCAUCCAGAUCUCGUCCUUUGCCAACCACUCCUGGGCACAACAUCGAGGCUCAGGUUGGCUGGGUGAUGUGCAGACUCAUGGCUGGGAGAGCGAGUCUGGCACGAUCAUUUUCCUGCACACCUGGUCUAAGGGCAACUUCAGCGACGAGGAGCUGAUAGAUCUGGAGCUGCUAUUCCGUGUCUACUUCAUUGGAUUAACUCGGGAGACUGAAGAAUAUGCCAGUCAACUGCACUUUGGAUAUCCUUUUGAAGUACAGGUGAGAGCUGGCUGUGAGCUACAUUCUAGUGACAUUGAAAAAGGCUUCUUACAGGCAGCUUAUGAAGGAUCAGAUUUCCUGAGUUUCCAAAACCUGUCAUGGGUGCCAGCUCCAGAGGGUGACAGCAGAGCCCAGAGUGUCUGUGAUCUCCUGAACCAGUACGAAGGCAUCAAGGAAACCGUGCACAGGCUCGUCACAAACACCUGUCCCCGGUUUGCCUUGGGUCUCUUCGAUGCUGCGAAGGUGGAUUAUAAGAGGCAAGUGAAGCCUGAGGCCUGGCUGUCCGCUGGCCCCAGUCCCGGUCCCGGCCGUCUGCUGCUGGUGUGCCACGUCUCUGGGUUCUACCCAAAGCCUGUGUGGGUGAUGUGGAUGCGGGGUGAGCAGGAGCAGCGGGGCACCCAGCGAGGCGACGUCCUGCCCCAUGCUGAUGGGACGUGGUAUCUCCGAGUGACCCUGGACAUGGAGGCUGAGGAGGCGGCCGGCCUGUCCUGCCGGGUGAGACACAGCAGUCUAGGAAACCAGGACAUCAUUCUCUACUGGGGACACCACCUUUCCUUGUACUUGAUCCUGUUGGCCGUGAUAGUGCCCCUCAUUCUUCUGAUAGUCCUUGCAUUGUGGUUUAAGAAGCGCUGCUCCUAUCAAGACAUCCCGUGAGCUGCCUCAUCACACCUUCCCCAGUGGCCCAGGGAACCUAGGACCACAGAGUGAUGAUACCAUUCUUUCUGCCCUCUAUUUAAUUUUUUUCUUGUUUCUGCUUUAUAAUCAUUGUUCCCAUAAACUAAUUUAGUUCUGUAACUCUGUAUGGAAUCCCUUCCUUGUAAUCUCCAUCUGUUCAAUAGUCCUCUACUUUUGAAGUCCAUUCUGAUUCUCAUCCUCCAGGGUGUUCCCUGAUCCAUGGGCGGGAAGCCCUUCAACUCUGCUAUAUGUGCACCUCACUUCUACCCUGCACGCAGUUACCCAGGUCUUUCUUCCCCUUCCAGUGUGCAAGCUCCUUUGGGACAAUGAUCAUGACGAAGGUGCGUUUCCUGCGUAUAAUACAUGCUCAGUGAAAAUCAAACCUAAACAAACCAUAUCCAAGUUAGAUCCACUGUCAUGUUGAUAGUCUUUCUUCAUAAUGUUCAUUCCUGACCUGGUUGUAGUAUUUGAAGGAUUGACGUUUCCCUUCUUGUUCCAGUGUUUCUUGUUUGGCCCGGAAAGCCCACAUGCCUUUAGCUCCCUCGUUUUCUCCCUAACUCUUAAGGAAAAAUGCAACUUUGCCCCCUGCCAUACUUACUUUAUAAAUACAAUGAGCCAUGCUUCUCCAACUUAUUCUAAACAUGGAGAGAGAAACAGUGAGCAGGCAACGUCUGCAGGGCAGUGGGGCAGACGUGUCGCUGAAUGGUUAAUAAAAAGGAACAAGAGAGCUGGUCCUCAGGAUAAGGACGGGACCAAGGCAAGGGAUGUAUAUGGAAAACAAACCUCUCAAAGGGUAGUGUUAUCUCAGACACCUGUCUGGAGUUCUUUUCCUUUAAGUUUCAUUCACUAAUUCAAGUAAUACUUGUCGAGCACUAAACACAAGACAGGCAUACACCCUCAUAAAUUGGUGGGCGAGGAAAGAGUCAGGGCUGCACCCACCUGCCUGGAGGCACCAAGUCUACUUCUUCAGUCUGUCUAUGUCCUUUGGACUGGGGACAAUAUUUUGUUUCUUUUUAGGAAUUUUUGAAUCAACUUUAUAGAUAUGUAAUUUACUUACAAUAAAAUAUAUCUGUUUUAA
Molecule: messenger RNA, 2563 nt
Organism: Callorhinus ursinus (northern fur seal)
Lineage: Eukaryota; Metazoa; Chordata; Mammalia; Carnivora; Otariidae
Product: T-cell surface glycoprotein CD1c
Biological process (GO): immune response; positive regulation of T cell mediated cytotoxicity; antigen processing and presentation, endogenous lipid antigen via MHC class Ib
Cellular component (GO): external side of plasma membrane
Molecular function (GO): endogenous lipid antigen binding; lipopeptide binding; exogenous lipid antigen binding
Source: RefSeq, a predicted model, not a curated record